Molecule: messenger RNA, 709 nt
Organism: Drosophila pseudoobscura
Lineage: Eukaryota; Metazoa; Arthropoda; Insecta; Diptera; Drosophilidae
Product: SUMO-conjugating enzyme UBC9-B-like
Exons: 3
Coding region: 158-637 (159 amino acids)
Biological process (GO): protein sumoylation
Cellular component (GO): nucleus
Molecular function (GO): SUMO conjugating enzyme activity
Source: RefSeq, a predicted model, not a curated record
UAAAAUAUUCCGCCGGAGAAAUUUUAGUCAAUCGUGUGUUGUGAACUAGAAAUAAAACCUAAAAAGAAAAAGUUUUUUCCUGCAAAACUGAGUGAAUUAAAGUGAUUCCGGCUCUUGCUGAGUUUUCGUCACAGCAAGUGAGAGUGAAGUGAAAAAGAUGUCUGCCACAACGAUUGCACGCUUGUCCGAGGAGCGCAAGGCCUGGCGUAAGGACCAUCCAUACGGGUUUGUUGCUCGCCCCGCCAAAAAUCCCGAUGGCACCCUCAACCUGAUGAUUUGGGAGUGCGCCAUUCCUGGAAAAAAGUCCACCCCCUGGGAGGGUGGCCUCUACAAACUUCGUAUGAUUUUCAAGGAUGACUAUCCGACCUCUCCGCCGAAAUGCAAAUUCGAGCCGCCACUCUUCCAUCCAAAUGUGUACCCGUCGGGCACUGUGUGCUUGUCGCUGCUUGACGAGAAGAAGGCUUGGCGCCCGUCCAUUACUAUUAAGCAAGUUCUUGUGGGCAUCCAGGAACUUCUGGACAACCCGAACGCCAAGGACCCGGCCCAAGCGGAGGCCUACACUGCAUAUACACAGAACCGCCAGCAGUACGAAAUGCGCUUGCGUGCCCAGGCCCACAUGAUGACACCUAUCGGAUAAUGUAAUCUACACACACACAAUCCACACAAGAGCGUAUAGAGGCAUGAAUAAAAUGAAUCAUGAUUCAUUAAA